AUGGAUGAUGUCAACUCCACUAUCGCGAUCUUACAGUUGAAUGUCCCAGGCGAUGUCCAUUUAAUCCUUCUCCACGUGGUAUAUGGGAUCGCUUUCAUAGCAGGGACCACCGGCAACUCACUGGUGAUUCUGGCCGUGCUUCUCUCUAAAAAGCUCCGAACGACCACCAACGCCUUCGUGGUGAAUCUGAGUGUGGCAGACCUGCUGACCUGUCUGAUGUUACCGGCUUACGCCAUUUACGUCCAAGCAUUACUUUUUGGGAUCGGUGACACGCUGGUCGGUUUUUGGGUUGGCAUCGUGACCAAGGUCAUUGAAUACACGACUCUUGGUUGCAGCAUCCUUACGUUGAUGUGUAUCGCCCUUAACCGCUGGCUGCUGAUCUCACGACCACUUACCACCUAUCUAAAGGUCUACACGCCGAAGAAGAUCGCCCUCUGGCUGGUGUUCACUUGGGUGAUGUCUUUUGUAGUCAUCAUUAUCCCACCUUUGGUGCCGGGUCAGAUUAUGCGCACAUUCAGAGUCGUGAUGGCAGUCGUAAUGUUUCCGGUCCCUUCAAUCGUCAUCAUCACCUGCUACGCUCUCAUCUGGAGGCGUAUCAACCGCCUGGUAAAGAGGAAGGCCGAUUCCGCCUCCACACAUGAGGUAUCCAACGAGCCCAUUACCCACAUCUCUACAGUGACACAACUCGAUGGCAUCGCGAGCCGCAGUGACAGCACCCGACCCCAAGCUAGCUCGAAAUCCGCAAAGAUGACUGGCAACUGCCAACUGAUUCGCCAUCAGACCCACGUAACUAAGAACAUGUUUUACGUGGUAUGUGCCUUCGUGCUGUGCGUGGGUCCAAGUGCCGUUAGCCUUAGCAUGGGUAUUUAUGACCGUGCCUCACUCGUCGGCGAGUAUGCAUUCGCAGUCCUACUCUUCAACAGUUGCAUCAACCCCUUGAUCUAUGCAACCAAGCACCGUGACUUUAAGACCGUCUUCCGCUGCAUCGUACGUCGCCAGUGGGACAACAUCCCAGAACCCUCGGAUUUUCUGAAUGCUGCGAGACGGAGCAAAUGCUGCGGUCGCAACAAUUCGUCCGUGUGA
Patiria miniata (bat star) is the source of this 1083-nucleotide messenger RNA. RefSeq names its product alpha-1A adrenergic receptor-like. The coding region runs from base 1 to 1083 and encodes 360 amino acids. Gene Ontology annotation, cellular component: membrane. NCBI's taxonomy places the organism in Eukaryota, Metazoa, Echinodermata, Asteroidea, Valvatida, Asterinidae. The transcript has a single exon. Gene Ontology annotation, molecular function: G protein-coupled receptor activity. The record is from RefSeq and is a predicted model, not a curated record. Gene Ontology annotation, biological process: G protein-coupled receptor signaling pathway.